Messenger RNA from Dendronephthya gigantea, 837 nucleotides. Its product is annotated as trichohyalin-like. Lineage: Eukaryota; Metazoa; Cnidaria; Anthozoa; Malacalcyonacea; Nephtheidae. The record is from RefSeq and is a predicted model, not a curated record. Bases 1 to 837 code for a protein of 278 amino acids. The transcript has 2 exons.
AUGGCCGAGGACAAGGCAGAAAACUGCACCAAAAAAAGACGUGUGCUCGUGUGGAACAAGGAAAAAUAUUUGCUCCUUUUAAAAGAAAUGGCUGCUGAAGGUGUGCUUCAGCACAAAGCAAAAUCAAGGGAGAGGGGCACAAGCUGGCUCAAUGUGGCAAACAAAAUGGCACCUAGUUUUCCAAAUGUUGAAACUACCUCACGGGCAGUAAGAGAUAGAUUUAAGACAUUGGAAAGAAAGCAUAAGUUCAAGAAUGCAGAGGAAGAGAGAGGAACUGGUCUGGGUGGGGAUGAAUUGACAGAGGAAGAGGAGUUGUUAGAAGAGCUUAUUGAAAUUGGUGAGGAAACUGAGAAAAGAGUUGAAGAAGAGAAUGAAGAAAAGAAAGCUUCAGUGGAAAGAGAAAGGGGGCAGGCAUUGGAAAUAAGGCAGAGAGCAAUGGAACGGAUUGGGGAAACAAGGAAACGGGAACAAGAAACAGAAGAAAAAAUAAAAAAAAGAAGAAAGUCAGGAGAAACAUUUGAUUGGUUGAAAGAGAAAGCUGCCAUGGAUAGAAAGUUAAAAGAGGAAGAACUGAAAGAAAGAAGGGAAGAAAGGGAGAGCCAAAAAGAAGAAAGGGAGAGCCAAAAAGAAGAAAGAGUUAUGUUUGUCCAACAGUUGAAGACAAUGCAGGAAACAAAUAUCUCACAGCUGACACAAUUCAUGCACCAACAAGAUCAACAGCAACAUCAACAACAACAGCAAUUCCACAUGAUGCAACAACAAAUGUUAGCAAUGUUCCAACAUCAGCAACAACAAACACAGCUUUUAAUGGAUCUUUUAAAAAAUGAGAAAAAAUAA